This is a messenger RNA of Scatophagus argus, 10673 nucleotides long. Its product is annotated as helicase with zinc finger domain 2-like. The transcript has 20 exons. NCBI's taxonomy places the organism in Eukaryota, Metazoa, Chordata, Actinopteri, Scatophagidae. The coding region runs from base 1218 to 9902 and encodes 2894 amino acids. The record is from RefSeq and is a predicted model, not a curated record. Gene Ontology annotation, molecular function: metal ion binding; RNA nuclease activity; RNA binding.
AAAUUAGAGAAUACCAGCAGAACCUAAUGAAACAAAAAUUACUUUGGUAAGCUUUUUAUUCAUAACAGACAUUUUGACUUCUCAUAGAAAAGCACAGGUGUCCCAGUGCGACCUGACAGCGUGACACCAUGGCAGCAUAAACAGGACACAGUAUGGAGUGUGUGGCAAGUCAUUGCUAAUUGACCGGCUGCAGGUGCUAUAUUUAAAUAUGCACCAGCCAGUGGCAUGUUUGCUGGAAAACACUAUUAUUCACCUCUAAUUUAAACUGCCAAUGGUAAGCAGACUGUAGCAGAAGGGAGUGGAAGAUGUUUGGUGAGGACACAGUAACAGCAUGGAUUUAGGCUGCUUUAACCUCAUGAACCCUGAUGUCACUCUUAAAUUAUUCACUGCUCUAAAAGAAGAAAAAACUUUGUAUUUUUCUUAGUGGAUCUAAAUCUGUUGUACCUGGGAAAUGAACUGGAAUUUAAAUAUCUGCUAUAAUUCAGAAAAUUUUGAAAUUAUCUUACAUUUAUGAUACAUAUAAGCAGAUAUAUCAACAUAUGUCAGGCUGGGGCAGGGCAGGUGGUGGAUUUGUAUCGUGAAUAGUGUCCGUAUGGGCCACAGAAAUUUUCAGUUUUUUCAUGACUCGGUAACAGAACAUGGGGACGGGGCACGUCGUUUUUUUGUUUUGUUUUUCAUGAAAUUGCUCUUUCUCUUCGGAAAUGACUGUGCAAGAUUAAAAUGAGGAAGCCAGGGAAAGUGCGACAGUGGGGCGGUGAGCCUGCCUGCAGACGGCGCAUGCCUAUCGUUUUCACCUGAAACGAAACCUAAACUGGAAUUGCGGUGUCCGGUAAUCACGAACGGAGCGCGACUCGACGUUAAACUGUGUGUGAGAGCUGAGGGGCUCCAGAUGUGCUCCGCUUCACGCUGACACCUGUGAGCGGUGAGUACACGCGAUGCUGCACGUUCACGGCUUACUUGUUGUUCAUCAGCGAAGUCUCACGUCAUCUUCAAACAGCGUAACUCCAAGUCAGUCUCCGCGAUAUUACAAUCACUGAGACGAUCAGCCUGUUUCACGAUACACUCAAGCAAAGACACCAUUCAGCUUGCCAUAGAAAAAGACAAGUCUUUACCUGACUACACUGCAAACAUAUUACACAUUGCCAUUACACAUUUUCCCGAAUCCAGAUGCUGACAUAAGCAGAAUGUGAAAAAAGAAUGUGAAAGAAUGUGUCACAAUGUCAGCUAGUGGAUUCAGAUUGACUCCUCUUUUAUUAACACAUGAUUUCAAACUUGUAUGCAAUGACUGCUCUGUCAAGGAGAAAGAAAUUACAUAUAAAUUAAAGUCAGUCCACCACCAGUGUGCACGCAGUCUCCUGCUCUGCAAAGCCAAAGGUGGCAGCAAAUGGAGGCCCGUUUCUAGGCGGCCCGCGUUUCCGAACCCAAGUCAGUAUGAGGUAUGUUGCUUCUUUGUGGAGGGCUCUGGUUGCACAUAUCACAAGAACCGGUGCACCUUUGCCCGAAGCGUUGAGGAAGCCGCCGUGUGGACAUUUGAAAAGCGGCACAAUUUAGAUCACGUGGUUCUCUGUCAUCUUAUAGCUCAGUCUGAGAGAGCAUCUGCUCAGCCUGACCCCACCAACCCUCUGGGUGAUGUCUUGGCAACUUUUGAUUUGAAGGCUGUGUGUGAUCUGUGUUCUGUCAAGGAAAACGAAAUAACAUACACAGUUCAGCCAGUGAGUCACAAGUGUAGCAGAAAUCUGCUUUUGGUCAAAACCAAAGCCUCUAACCAGUGGAGGCCUGUCUCAGAGCGGCCUACGCAUGGAAACUUUGGCCGAAAUGUUCUUUAUCAAAAGUGUAACUUCUUUGUUGAGGGUUCUGGAUGUACACAACACAGGAAUGAAUGUACUUAUGCCAGAAGCCAUGAAGAGGCCACUGUGUGGAACUAUAUUAGAGAGAAAAAAAUUGAUAUAAAGGAAUUAAUCAGACUUGUAAUUGAGUCUGAGCCUAUUUCUGUAACACCAGAAGGUGCAGCUGAAAACAUACUCCAACGGUUUUCAGGUGAAUUCAUCGAGUUCUGUAAAGAGUGCUUUCAUGGCCUUCCACAAAAACUGACAGGCAAAAGGUGGAAUGCGACUUGCUCAGCAGAUGCAGCACACACCUGGGAUCCAGUUUUAGUUCAUCACCUUUCAGAGAAAAAAGGAAAGCACAUUUACAGCAAGGUGCGCCCUCUUCCCCAAAACUGUCAGUUUAACUACUGCAGUCAUGUCAGCCAAGGGAAGCCAUGCUGGCAUGAGGCCAGCCGCUGCCAGUCUGCCCAGAGCGAGGUGGAGAUGGCCGUGUGGAAAGCAGAGCACAGCGGGCUCCCUGUUAGGCCUCAUCUCCUUCAGGCAAGCCGGCAGGAGCAGACAAAGGCCAGACCGGUCACCAUGUACUGCAAAGUUUGCCUGCUGGUCUUGUCGUCCCCAGAGAGCUUCUACAAGCACUGCUCCUCUUUGGAGCAUUACCAGCUACUCUCUGAGGACACCACCACCAGGUGGAGAGGACGACAGCCACCACACAACCAGCGAGCUAUGUUUUGGCUGUGCAAGAGACCACAAACGUGUGAGUAUGGCAACAAGUGCCCAAAAGCUCAUUCUGUGGAAGAACUUCAGGAGUGGAUGAUGCGAGCUGAAGAAGAAAAGGAGAUCAGACAUAACAUGGAAGCCCAGGGUCUCAUGCCUUAUAAUGAAAGGCUCUUGGAGGAAUACAGAAACAGCAGUAAUGAAGUGCACAUAUUGUCAGAACAAGUUGAUGAUGUCAGCAUCUCUUGCAAUGAAGAUUUAACUGUGGCUUGUGAGCGGAUCAAUACAAUACUGCAGUGGAGGUUUGAAGUUGAAACAGAGAGACAGCUUGUGCAUGUGGCGCUGCUUAAGCAAGAACCAGGCGCUUCAUUCACCCUUGGUGACAUCAGCUCUGAACCCUGCAUCUACGCCUCAGGUGAACAUUUCCUCAGUGAAGACAUGACCUAUGACGUCACUGUGUCUUUCACAUCUGUCAAUCAAGGCCUGUAUGAACAGUGGUUAGUCCUAGAUUUUGACAUGAGACCAGUGCUCUUGAAGAAACUCAGAGUAACAGUAGGCCAUCUGUCACUGGACACAAAUGAAGAGCAAACUGUAAAUCAUGGAGCCACGUUUCAAAGUGUUGAACGUUGGCAUCGAGGGAACAAGGUUAUCAUCCCAUGUUCGUCCAGAACAGAAGAACAAGAGGAGAUGUUAAAGGAGUACAAGCCUCCUGAGAUAAGCUUCCUAUAUAAAUCCUCCUACAACAGCCAAACACCUCUGAAUAAUGAGAACUACAAAGAAAGAAUGCACCACUUCCUGUACAAUGAGGAACAGGCAGAAGACCAUGUUGUUUCAAGACUAAAUGUUUGUGGCGAAAUUACAACACUGGAUGUACUGAACAGUGCACAGUUUGGCAUGAUGAUAGCUCCUCAGGGACAAGUGUUCUGUGCUGUCUCAGUUCCUUGUAAUCUCACCCCAGACACCCCUGAGGGACAAGCACUAAAGCGAAGCAUCCAGUCUGCCCUGAUAGCCCCUUUAUCUUCAAGUGGUCAAAACUCCAAAGUUUAUGAAGCCACCAUUCUGCAAGACAAAACAAGUGACAACAAAAUGUGUUUGCAACUGUCCAAAAAAUGUUGCUCUGAUCUCAGACUCAAAAGCGAAGAGUCGUACCAAAUGGAGGUGCAGUUUCAGCUGAAUCGCCACAGCUUCUGUACCAUGCACAAAGCUGUAGACCUCCUUCCGGACACAAAAAGAGUGCUACCAGACCUUAAAAACUGCGGCGUUCCUAUAAAUAAUAUCCACUGUGAGAAGCUGAAUGCCAAGCAGCAGUCAGCAAUUAACUUCAUCACAGGGAAACCCAGUGUCCAAAAAUUUGUGGCGCCACUCCUCAUUUAUGGACCAUUUGGAACUGGGAAAACAUUCACCCUUGCUACAGCAGCCAGACAGCUUUGUAAGCAGCCUGACAACAAAGUGCUAAUUUGCACCCACACCAACAGUUCUGCAGAUUUGUACGUUAGAGAUCACUUCCAUCCAUUUAUCAACAAGAAAAAUGACGGAAUGACACCAAUUCGAAUAAAAGCAAACAAACAAGGGAGUGCAUUGUCAGCCACAGAUGAGAUUACUUUGAAAUACUGUUUUCUUUCAGAAGAUAGACAGUAUUUUCUCCCACCUACAAAAGCUGCCCUAGAUCGUCACAAAAUAGUCAUAACCACUACAACAAUGGCCAGACAUUUUCAUGACCUAAAGCUCCCAGAGGGAUACUUCACCCACAUACUUAUUGAUGAAGCCUCUCAGAUGCUGGAAUGUGAAGCCUUGAUGGCCCUUAAUCUUGCUGGGCCAAACACCAGAGUUGUUUUGGCUGGAGAUCACAUGCAAAUGGGACCCAAGCUUUUCUCCGUUGAUGAUCAUCACCGUUCAAAUCACACACUCCUUAAUCGCUUGUUCCAUUACUAUCAAGACCAAAAGUGUGAUGCUGCCCAGAGCAGUAGAAUCAUAUUCAGUGAAAACUACCGCUCAACCAAAGAAAUCGUGGAUUUUGUGUCCACCCAUUUCUACGUUGGAAAGAAUGAAAUUAUUAAAGCUACUGGAAACAUUCCGGCUCCCGCAAAUGGGAGUGCCUUAAAGUUUCACCAUGUCAGGGGAGAGUGUCUCUUGGAUACUGUGUCAAUGUCGUGGUAUAACAAAGAAGAGGUUGCCAAAGUGGUUGAAGAAGUGAAAGAAAUUCUGGAACACUGGCCUUUGACCUGGGGUUCCAAGGACCAAAGCUCAAUCUGCAUUCUAUCAGAGGGAUCUCAAGUUCGGCAGAUUAGGACAGCACUUUCGAGGAAAGGUCUUGCUAAAGUCCAUGUUGAGAAUCUUGCAAAUGUGCAAGGCAAACAGUUCAGGGUGGUCAUAAUGACAGCUGUGCAAACACGUGACAGCCUAAAAACAUCUCACCUGCCUGGUCUGGAGUUGUUUAAUGAUGCCCGUGUGUUAAACACUGCAAUGACCAGGGCUCAGUCCCACGUGGUUGUGGUUGGAGAUGCAGCUGCGCUCUGUUGCUUUGGAAAAUGCUCAGAAAUCUGGAAGAGCUACACAGGCCAUUGCAUCAGCAACAACAGUGUUGCACCACAGCAUUUUACCAAAGAUUUCUUCGAAAAAGAUGUCAUGGAAACUGCAAGGUUUCAAAAGUCUGAACAUGUGGAUGAGAGCAACACUCUCAGUGACACAAUUCUUCAAGAGCUGAAAGACGAAUAUGAACAAAUGAAUACAGAAUGUAGUCCAGAUGAAGACAGUUUGGAGCUUGACUUUGAUCAGCACAUGUCAAGAUCACCACACAAAAUCAACAAUGGUGGCACAGACCUUGUGGAGUUAAGUAAAAAACAAACAGGAAUAUACAGGAGAAAGUUGCUCAGGGAGUCAUAUGAAAGAAGUUGUGCCAGACCAUUUCAAAAUCACACCAGCUGUGUAAGCAUUACAGGAAGGACAAACCUGAGUAUGGUCUUCACAGGAAACAAAGUGAUUUUACAAACAACAAGGGCGGUCAGCAAUGCCAAUGAAACAGAGUCAGACUGGGUGCUUGUGUGCCUGCUUGAUGAUGAAGAUUACAGCAAACCAAGGCAGAAUUCUGAAGACAAAUAUGUCAGAAGGACGAUGGUGCCCAUUAAAAAAACUAUGCCCAAAGUACGCAUACUGAUCAGCAAAAGAAAACGUAACUUCAUUCCGAUUUGGGAGCAAAUUAGUGGACAGUGGAAGAUUGCAGCCUAUGAACAUCUCAAUGAAAAACUCAAACAGAACAGUGUAUUCGUGGUGCAAGUGAUUAGCUGGAAAGAACAUUGUUUUUAUCCUUUGGGGUAUGUCAUUGAUAUUCUUCCGGUUGGAAGAUCUUUGGAUCAUGGGCUAAGGGUCCUGAAUGAAGAAUUUAAAGUGGCACCCUAUACAUGUACAUCAGAUGAAGGUUUGUCCUUGCAAGAUGAAGAUGGGCCAUACAGACAGGAUAUACGUGACGUAACUACUUUCACCAUUGAUCCAGAAAAAGCAGAAGACUUAGAUGAUGCCAUCAGUGUUAUGGAGAUUGGUGACCAAUAUGAGUUGGGAAUCCAUAUUGCAGAUGUGGCAAGUUUUGUGAUUCCAGGUGGUACAUUAGAUGAGGACUCAAAACAACGUGGGGCUACAUAUUACUGUGUUGGGGACAAAAACAUUCAUAUGUUCCCCAAGAAGUUGAGCACUAGAUUCUUCAGUCUUCUGUCAGAUCAAGAUCGCAGGGUGGUUUCAUUAAUGUUCAGAGUAAACAAGCAAACAAAUGAGAUCAUUGGAAAGCCUAAAUUUCAACUGUCCUGGAUCAGGUCUAAUAAGAAGUUGUCAUAUGAAGAGGCUGAGACAAUCAUUUCUGAAAGAUUUGGAAAAAGUUCCAAAUUUGACACAGUAGAGGACUGUGUCAUAGUGGCUUAUUGUUUUGCAAAAGCCCAAAGGAAGAUUAGACUUGGACUGGAUUGGGUUUACUCCCAACCUGAUGAUCAGAGAUUGCCCGGAAAGCGCAAAGCCAAUCUCAUGAUUGAAGAGCUAAAUGUGUUAUACAAUACACUUGCAUCUGAGACUUUGAUGAAAUCAGAAAAAACAAGGUAUUGCACACCCCUUCGCUGUCAGUCACCACCAGAUCUUGAAAAAAUUGAAGAACUGAGAAAGAAGACAUGUGCAGAACUUAUACCACUGUCUUUUCAUGUGAGGCACAAAGUUGACCAUGACAGACAAGUCCCAAACUGUGAAAAUUUCAAUGUUCUUGCUGAAGUGUGGAAAGAUAUCCAGUCAGCUGCCAAAACCAAUGAUAUAGACAAAAUGGUGGACCUGAUUGCUGCAGAUGACAUCCACCCUCUGCUCCAACCAAUCAUUGAUGAGUUCAGAAGGUGCUCUAGUAAAGCUCGUCUCAUCCCUGCCAACUCAUCUGCAAGUGUUGGGCAUUAUUCUCUGAAUGUAAGCUCAUACACACAAGCAUCUUCACCAAUACGAAGGUACAUGGACAUCAUCUUGCAGAGACUUUUGCACACCAUCAUUUGUAACAGGGCUGUACAAUACACUAAGAAAGAGAUUUUGACUUUGUGCGAACAGUUUGAGCGCAACCUCAAAAAUGCCAAGGAGUAUGAGCAGAAGGCUGAGCAGAUCUCCUAUGCAGUGAGCAUGAAAAAACAAAGUGCUGCAAAGUUAGCCUUUGUCGUGAAUGUGGAUCCCAACAAAGACAGUUUUGCAGUGUCAUUUCCUUUUAACAAGAACAUAUUUUCAGAGAGUUUAUCAAUUCUGUACCAAGAUUUACAGUUGUGGGACCAACCAUAUGAUGAAACAAAUCACUGCAUCACUCUGAAAUGGAAAAGACGGAUCUAUGCAGUUGACAUGUUGCAAAUCGAACAAGAGUUGAAAAUGCCAGACCGUGGUCCUUGCAUUGAGAUUCCACUGAAAAUAUGGAUAGACACUGUCAAAGCAAUUGAUGAAGAGAACUGGGAUCAUGCAAAGUUUCUCAUAAGGCAACAAGAAAAACAAAAUAUUCUUCCACAAACAUCUGAGAUGUCUCAUCCCAAGACAUGUACCUCUGAGGAGCUAGGGGUACUAAAUGUACAAAAGGGACAUGAGGUUGACAUGACCCUCAAGUUGCAAGCAGGUGACACUCUUAAGGUCCAAAUGACAUCAGAGGUAAAAAGAGGUUACCAGAUGCCGGCUGUUCAGUUGGUGCACAUUAAACCAAACUUCGAGAUUUGUGUGGACCAUGUCCACAGCCCUAUCACAUGCUUCUCCAGAUCUGCAGAUGAUCCAUCAAGGACUCUUUAUCGUGACCCAGAAGAGUAUAUACGGAUCUGGAAACCAUUGUGUGAGAUGGAAUCUGCUGACACUGCAGUGGGCCAAAGUGACAGCAUAGUCAUUGAGAACCUGGUAGUAAACUUCAGUCAAGAGCAAGAAGGCAUACUCACAGGAAGCUUCUUCUUACCCCUGGCACAGAUCAAUGAAUGGGCCAUUGAAUGUAACCUUUCAAAGUGUUUACUGUGCAUACGGAAAAGAGGUUUGAAGUUAACUGAAACACCAAAACAUUCUGCAUUGGUGGACCCAAGAGAGUUCACGUGGGUAGCCCAUGGUGUCACAAGAAAAGCAGAAAAAAGGGAAAAUCCUCCAAAUGAAGGAACUAAAGUGGAGUUCCAUGUCAGUCACUUGCCAAUGGAGACCAAACCUGAUUGUGUGUUUCAGAAGAACACUUUUUUCACAGUUGAGAUAAUUCCAAAACUCCUGCCUGACAUACGAAAAGAAAAUGCUGUGGUCAGUAUCACAACUGCCUGUGAUCUUGUCAAGGCUAUAGCACUUGGACGGCACAUUCCAAAAGAGGUACAAAAGGGACAUAUGAUGAGAAAGGAGCUAUCAAAUGGACUGCCAAAUCUUAACCCAAGUCAGCGUAUUGCUGUGGAUAAAGCUCUAAAUAAUACCUUUACAAUUAUACAGGGACCACCUGGAACUGGAAAGACAAUAGUAGGUGUGUACAUUGUGUACCGUUUCUUAGAGUUGAACUCUAAGAACCAAAGGAAAUUUGACGACCCAAAGGAUGAGAACAAGAAGCAAGUUAUUCUCUACUGUGGCCCAUCCAACAAGUCUGUUGAUGUUGUAGCAGAAUACCUGUUGAAGUUUGGGGAUAACAUAAGGCCCCUCAGGGUCUACAGUCAACAAGUGGAAAUGCUUGAUUACCCUUAUCCAGACUGCACCCUUCAGUUUUCCCGAAGGACUCUCCGCCAAGAACGUGCCAAACCAGAGCUCAGGAGCAUCACACUGCAUCACCGUAUGCGUCAAGACCAAAAUCCCCAUUCACGUGAAAUAAAAGAGUUUGAUCAACGCAUUCAACUUGCCCUUGAGGGAAAAGAGGAGCUGACUAAUGAAGAAGUGAAAGAAUACAAAAAACUUCUCAGAGAUGCUCGGACCUAUGAGCUUGAACGACACGACAUCAUACUGUGCACCUGUACUCAGUCUUCCACCCCAAGCUUGACUAAGACAGUCAGUGCACGUCAGAUCCUCAUUGAUGAAUGUGCAAUGGCCACUGAACCCCAGGCACUGAUUCCAUUAGUCUGCAACAAACCAGAGAAGAUUGUGUUGAUUGGUGACCACAAACAAUUACGACCUAUAGUGAAAAACGCACGCGUGAGGAAGCUGGGGAUGGCCAAGUCACUAUUUGAACGCUACUAUACAAUGCAUGAGGACUGGGCAGUGAUGCUGGACACCCAGUAUAGAAUGCAUGAAAACAUAUGUGAGUUCCCAUCAAAUGAAUAUUAUGAGGGAAAGCUGCAAACUGGGGUGAAGCAGCCAAACAGCGUCCUGCGCGUUGAAGACAGGACAAUGCCAGUCGUUUUUGGGGACAUCGAAGGAAAGACCAUCAGUUUGGUUGUCACCACAGCCAAGGGCAACGAGAAAUCUAAAGCAAACAAGGAAGAGAGGAGCAAAGUGAUUGACAUUGCUCAAAAGCUGGUGCAGAAUGCUAAAGUCAAACAGCAAAGUAUUGUUAUUCUGUCACCCUAUAAUGCCCAAGUGUCAGAAAUAAGAGAUGAGCUGAAGAAGAAGAAAAUGGAUGAAAUCACUGUCACCACAAUCACCAAAAGCCAAGGAAGCGAAUGGCGUUACGUCAUCAUAUCGACAGUGUGCUCUCUGCCAAGUGAAGAAAUUGUGAGUGAUCCAGACGGACUUUGGCUGUCCAAACAUCUGGGUUUUGUGGGUGAUCCCAACCAGAUAAAUGUGGGUAUCACCAGGGCCAAGGAGGGGUUGUGCAUCAUUGGAAACCAAAGGUUGCUCAGCUGCAAUAAAGCUUGGAAAAAGCUGCUGAACAACUACAAGUCUCACAAUGCCGUGACAACUGCAGACAAGAUUUCAGUGCACUGUGCCAGAUAGCUGAUCUCCAUUGUUUUAAGGAGAAUUGAUUUCCUCGAGCAGCAGAUAAGAGUUCCUACUCUCAAUGACUUCAUGAAAUAUGUAUAGAUUUUAUUUAUUAUUUUUUUAGUUUGAUUUGAUUUGAUUUUUGAUGUUGCAGUAACUUUUUAUUGUGUAUUUAAAUUUUCACUCUUUUUACAGUUUUAUAACAAAUGUUGGGCUUUGAUACUUGACACAGUUGGAUUUUUUUGUACAUUUACAUACUCCUUUCUCUUUGAUAUCUAUGCAUCUCUAAAUAGAAAGCCCUUCUUUAUCAACUGUAUAGAAUUUUGUUUUUAAAUGUGCUCAUUGAAAUUUUAACCAUUUAGGUUUUUAUAUUUUUUCAUUUUUGUUUUUAGAAUUUCAGAUGUUGUAUUUAAGAAAGUAAAUAAUCAUAACUUUGGAUAGCUGACAGAAGACAGAGUUCAGCUCUUGUAGUUUUGUUCUUUUUAAUUCAUUUUAGAUUAUCACAGUAUGGAAUAUAAUGAGGCGCUGUUCUUGUUAACUAAUAAAUGAGUCAAAAUGUGUUUUCAUUGUAAGACAGCGGGUCUUAACUUUUUAACUGCUUCACAGAUGGUGAGCCUAUAGUCUUUAUUUUUUCAUUGUUUUACUUCUUGUAUUAUUGUUUUUGAUACCUGCAAAUAAUGACUACAGAAAUGUUUGUAAAAUAAGUUGUUUCUUACUACAUUCAGUGAUAUUAGUAAAUGUGUUAUGUACAAAUGCACAAAAAUAUUAAAAUUGAUAUAGUCCUGG